CUUCUUCUGACUGAUCAAUUCUAUUCAGUAUUAUCAUAGCCAUCAUGCGUGCUAUUCGUAUCGCUAUUCUCGAGUGUGACACCCCUAUCGAUCCGGUCAAGGCUCGGUAUGGAACAUACGGCGACAGAUUUGAGCAUUUGCUCAGAACGGAGCUGAAAGAACUGGAUUUGGAUCCUGAAAUUGAGCUGCAAGCUACUAAGUGGGAUGUGGUUAAUAUCCAAGUGUACCCAAAGCCAGAAGAAUUUGACGCAAUUCUUUUGACGGGCAGCAAGCACGAUUCUUUCGCAGAUCAUCCAUGGAUAAUUAGCCUGACAAAUUUCGUGCACGACGUAUAUCACCAGCAUCAAAAGCCUAUCGUCGGUAUAUGUUUCGGACAUCAGAUCCUCGCACGAGCACUGGGGGCACGAGUUGGCAGAAGCGAUGCGGGAUGGGAAGUCGCAGUGAAAAACGUAUCGCUGAACGAAGCUGGGAAGGGCCUAUUUUCAAAGGAUACUCUGGCUUUACAUCAAUUGCAUCGCGAUGUUGUUCACGAGGUCCCAAAUGGAUGCGUGAACCUGGGCUCUACUGACCGGUGUGGAAUACACGGGCUAUAUCAACCAGGGCGGGUUAUUACGGUGCAAGGCCAUCCAGAAUUUAGUGAAUAUGCCAUUAGUAGAGUCCUCGAGAUGCGACAUGAGCAGAAAAUCUUUGACGACAAGCUCUUCCAGGACUCCAUGUCUAGGGCUGGAAAUGCGCAUGACGGUCGAUUUUUUGUACAAACUGUCUAUAUCAAAAUGUCGAACCAAAUCCGCACCAUCUCCCCCUCCACCAACCAAGUCAUCUUCGAGCACCCCGGAACCUCCGUCGAAGAGGCACGCAAAAUCGCCCAGGCUUCCCAAGAUGCAUUCAAAUCCUACAAGAAGACUCCCUUUUCUGAGCGAAAAUCUAUCAUCGUCAAGGCGCUCGAUCUGAUCGACGCUAACAAGGAGACGCUGAGCCAUGAAUUAACUACGCAAAUGGGACGUCCCAUUGCUUACUGUGCAAAGGAGAUUGACACCAUGCGGAAGCGUGCUGAAUAUCUUCUCAGCAUUGCAGAGGGCUGCUUGAAGGAGAUCCCAGGUCAGGCUGAAGCUGGCUUCAGACGAUCCGUAAGAAAAGAGCCGGUUGGACCCGUUCUGAUCUCGUGUGCAUGGAACUACCCAUACCUGAUCGCCAUCAACACCAUUGUCCCGGCCCUUCUGGCCGGAAACUCCAUCGUUCUCAGAGCCUCCCCUCAGACACCUAUCAUCGGCGAAAAGCUCGUCGCUUACUUCAACCAAGCUGGCCUCCCUCCGAACGUGCUACAAUUGAUCCAUUGUGGAAGCUUGGAUGUUCUGGAUGAGAUCGCCAAGAUUGAUGAGAUUAAAGUAAUCUCUUUUACUGGCUCCACAGCUGGAGGAAUCCGGCUUCGCGAGGCGACUGCACGAAGAGUCGUGCCUCUCAACCUGGAACUUGGUGGUAACGACCCAGCCUAUGUUCGAUCAGAUGCGGAUCUAAAAUACGUCGCUGGACAGGUUGUCGAUGGCGCUGUCUUUAGCUCGGGACAGAGCUGCUGUUCCAUCGAGCGAGUCUAUGUUCAUGCGGAUGUGUAUGAUGCAUUCGUGGGAGAGUUACAGGAAGAGCUGAAAACCUACAAACUGGGCGACCCUCACGACAAGACCACUACAACCGGUCCUGUGAUCUCGAAGCAGGCAGUGAAAAACAUCCAAUCCCACAUCGCAGAUGCCCUCUCGAAGGGAGCCGUCGACGCAACACCAGCAAAUGCAAGCUUCAACUCCCCGCCCGCUGAAGGGAACUACGUUGCUCCCACGCUCCUUCUUAAUGUCACACACGAAAUGGUCGUCAUGCAAGAAGAGACAUUCGGCCCAGUCAUCCCAGUCAUGAAGGUAGCAAGUGAUGACGAGGCAGUCUCACUCAUGAACGACAGCGACUAUGGCUUAACAGCAAGCGUGUGGACUAAAGAUGUGAAGCGCGGGGAGGAGUUGAUCGAGGAACUAGAGGCCGGAACAGUAUUCAUCAACCGAUGUGACUACCCGAGUCCAGAUCUUGCAUGGAUUGGUUGGAAGAAUUCUGGACUGGGUUGCACCUUGGGACCUCAUGGAUUCGAGGCCUUUUAUAAACUGAAGAGCUUCCAUAUCAAGGAAGCCCAGGCUUAGUUAAUGUGUUAGGAAUGUCUGUUGCUAGUUCUCAUGUAUCGUUAUAGGAAUUUAUGUUGAAUGACC
Molecule: messenger RNA, 2240 nt
Organism: Aspergillus wentii DTO 134E9
Lineage: Eukaryota; Fungi; Ascomycota; Eurotiomycetes; Eurotiales; Aspergillaceae
Exons: 7
Coding region: 45-2174 (709 amino acids)
Molecular function (GO): aldehyde dehydrogenase (NAD+) activity
Source: RefSeq, a predicted model, not a curated record